AUGUCCUGCUACGAUCUGUGCCGUCCCUGUGGCCCAACCCCGCUUGCCAACAGCUGCAACGAGCCCUGCGUCAGGCAGUGCCAGGACUCCCGGGUGGUGAUCCAGCCCUCUCCCGUGGUGGUGACCCUGCCCGGACCCAUCCUCAGCUCCUUCCCCCAGAACACCGCUGUGGGAUCCACCACCUCCGCUGCUGUUGGCAGCAUCCUGAGUGAGGAGGGAGUGCCCAUCUCCUCCGGGGGCUUUGGCCUCUCUGGCCUUGGUGGCCGCUACUACGGCAGAAGGUGCCUGCCCUGCUAA
Molecule: messenger RNA, 297 nt
Organism: Gavia stellata (red-throated loon)
Lineage: Eukaryota; Metazoa; Chordata; Aves; Gaviiformes; Gaviidae
Product: feather beta keratin-like
Exons: 1
Coding region: 1-297 (98 amino acids)
Cellular component (GO): intermediate filament
Molecular function (GO): structural constituent of cytoskeleton
Source: RefSeq, a predicted model, not a curated record